Molecule: messenger RNA, 2852 nt
Organism: Anopheles cruzii
Lineage: Eukaryota; Metazoa; Arthropoda; Insecta; Diptera; Culicidae
Gene: PolI
Product: DNA polymerase iota
Exons: 1
Coding region: 1-2310 (769 amino acids)
Biological process (GO): translesion synthesis
Molecular function (GO): DNA-directed DNA polymerase activity; damaged DNA binding
Source: RefSeq, a predicted model, not a curated record
AUGGAAGGCUCGCCGGAAACGGACGAUGAGGAGCGCGUGCAUCCGCGUGUCAUCAUUCACAUCGACAUGGACUACUAUUACGCGCAGGUCGAGGAAGUGCUCAACCCCUCGCUGAAGGAUCGGCCGUUCGCCGUGAAGCAGCGGUUCUGUGUCGUCACGUCGAACUAUUUGGCACGGGAGCAUGGUGUGCGGAAACUGCAACCGGUCAAGGAAGCGCUCGCCGCCUGCCCCGAGCUGGUGCUGGUGAACGGUGAGGACUUGACCAAGUACAAGGAGAUGUCGGUGAAGAUCAACGAAAUUAUGCACCGCUUUACGCCGCAUGUCGAAAAGCUCGGCUUGGACGAGAACUAUCUCGACGUGACGGAGCUCGUCGCGGAGCGAUUGGAGCUGCUGGACAACGGACAACUUGCCAGUGGCGGGAAGCCAAACGGCGCUGACCGCCCCACACCACCUAUCGUUGGUAUGGUUCAUCCUUCUCCGGCGCAACCUCCACCGCACCCAACGACGAUCGCCGAUGAUCGCGAGGAUUGCUUAUCCUGGUGUGGUGGUUGUCAGUGUGGCUGCGAGCGUCGAUUGGCGCUGGCAACACAUUUAGCGAAGGAGAUACGCGACUGUAUCUACCACGAACUCGGGCUGCGCUGCUGUGCUGGAAUUGCGCACAACAAACUACUCGCCAAGCUGGUCGGUGCGGUCAAUAAACCAAACCAGCAAACCGUGCUGCUACCGUCCACUUCCGGUGGCGCUUUUCUCGCCUCGCUCGGAUGUGUUCGUGCACUUACCGGGAUCGGUGAAAAAACGGCCCAAACGUUGGGAGAGUGCUGCGGUGUUACGACGGUGACCGAGUUGCAGCGGGUAGAGUUGGAGCGGCUUGCCAAACACGUCGGGCAUGAGCAGGCGGUGCGGUUAAAGCAACUGGCGCUGGGUCGCGACGAUACACCGGUCCGACAGACGGGCAAACCGAAAUCGGUUGGCCUGGAGGACUCGUGCCCGGCUAUUUCUGCCCGGGCCGAUGCGGAAGAAAAGUUUCGCCAUCUGCUGGUGCGUUUGGUGAAGAACAUUGCCGACGAUGGGCGCAUCCCGAUUGCGAUCAAGGUGACGGUACGCAAGUUUGAUUCAGCCAAGCGCACCACACACCGAGAGUCGAAACAGGAAAAGCUGCUACCGUCUAUGUUCCGACACGCGGGCGGCAAGCUCGUGCUGGCGGACGGUGCCCAGGAGCGGAUGCUGACCAUCGUGAUGCGCGUGUUCGAGCGGAUGGUCGAUCUGCGGCAACCGUUCAACAUAACGCUGUUGGGGCUGUCGUUUUUCAAGUUCCAGGAGCGACGUGUCGGCAGCAAAUCGAUUGCCAACUUUCUCAUCAAAAAGUCCGACAUUGAGGUGCAGUCGAUCACGAAUCUAAGCAACGAAUCGAUCACGCUCAGUGACGUCAGCUUCAGUUCGAACAAAUCCUUCACCGCGAUGGACUGUGAAUCGUACUUCGGUGGUGGUGGUGGUGGUGGCUCCUCUGAUGCAGGCUCGCUUGCAUCCCUGUCCGGGUCCGAGUCGGAUGUGGAACCAUCGCCGAAGAAAUCGCGCCGUCUACUGUUUCAGACUCGCCGUUGCAAAGAUCGUCGCGAAGAUGAAAGCACUCUCAGCAAGCUCCGGGUGGCGGAUCUUCGUUUGAAUUCCAAAGAGUACGAUCACGAACUACCAUCACCACCGGUUAGCACGUCCGCGCUGGUAAUUGCUGCAGGAAGCUCCACAGUAACCUCACUAUCGCCAACGUCGACGUCAUCACCCAGUAACGUCUCCGCGAGCUGUUCCUCGCCGAUAGAUUCGCCGAUGGAAGUUUCUCCGAGUGGGAACCAAUCAUCAACCCAGCAACAGCUACCACUGCAAGAUUCAUUCUUUCGUGAUCGCCACUACCCGGUCCUACCAAGCGCCCAGGUAGAAUUCAUAGAACAAAUUCCGCUCAACAACCAUGUCCAGCACAGUAAAAGUACAAACAUGCUUCCUCCGAACGUGGAUCGGGAAGUGUUCCACGCCCUUCCGGCCGACGUUCAGCACGAGCUGCUCAGCAACUGGAGGCGAGCAAUGGGUCCUGCGGUCACUGGUAGUGGCAGUAGCGGCAAUAGUGGCAGCAGUAGCAUCAUCGGUGGAGGACAUGCCAACACCAGCCCCGGGGGCAGCAGUAGUGGUAGUAGUAGCAACGUAACGGGUGCAAGUGCCAGCGGUAGUGCGGUCGGGGCCAAUGCCACCGGCACGGCAACUGGUGCCAGCAAGGCUGGCACUAAAAACACCCUUCAUCGCUACUUCGUUAAAAACACGUAGCAUAUCUCGUUAUCUCGUUAUAUUCUAUAUCGUGAAAAAGUUUCCGGUUGCCGAGUUCAUCUCAAUUUGCUUCCGGAUUCCGCUUCGAGGCGGCGAUCGGUUUGUGGAUUUUUGAUUUUGUUUUUGGUUCUUGUUCACUUUUAAUUGUUUUUAACAUAUUUUGUUUCGCAACAUUCUCGAUGAAAGGAUCGGUAAAAUAGCUACGUAGCACGUAUUUCGGGACUCGUGCCCUCGGUUGUUUAGGACAACCUUCCGACCAAAACUAAAAGUGCACACUCUUCGCCUGUCCAUUCUCGCGCGCUAAUGUCUUUGUUUCAAGCUCUAAUUUUAGGAAUUUUAGUUCUCCUUACAUUUGUAUAUACUCCCAAAAUUACGUCACACGAGUAUCAUUACACUACUGUUGUUUUCCUACCGCGCUCUCUCUUUCUGUCGUUUUCAUAGCAGUCUUUUAAAUGAAUCAUUCCCGGUUGGAGAGAAGAAAGUGUUUAGCGUAAAAGAGAAAAAGUAUAUAAACCAAACGGAAAAAAAUAUAUUUAUAACAC